CCACAAACAUGGCGAGGCUCAGUCUGUAGGCUGUGGUGGGAUAGUAAAGUUCCUGGGAAAUGUGGGUACCAGCUGACCUACAUGUCAUGGUGUUUCAGCAGCAGGGCUGAGAAGGCGCCUGUAUAUUAAUCAGUCGCUCAGUAACGGUCUGACUGCAGCAGCUCCAUCAUGGUCCGUGAGUGUUUUGUCAAAACGUGCUGUAAUAAACAAAAGACUUGGUCGGCUACGAUGUUUCACCGCCUUCCGCUGAGGGACGAGAAGCGGCUGAAGCUGUGGCUCACCGCCCUCGGGGUGGACACCAGCACUCCGGUGGAGAAGCUCAAAGGGAAGGUGAUCUGCGAGGAGCAUUUCCAGCCCUGUGAUUACUACGAGAAGAUGGAGCUGGCGACCCGGACUAUGAGGCGUUUUCUGAGGGACACGGCGGUGCCGUCAGUCGGGGUUGUCAAGCCUCCUGAACGAACUGGGGUCCAGGACUGUAGCCCCAAGGAUGAGCCAAGUCCAGCCCUUAGACUCGCCGAUCAACAGCAUUCAACAUCAUCAUCAUCCUCAUCAUCCUGUACCAUCUUGGCUCCGAGGACGAGGAGUGAAGGGAGACGUCAGAAGGUGUUUUCCGAAAAAGAAAAUACACCUACUCCACUCUCAACAUGUUCCGAGGUGGAAGAGAAAUCGUGGCGUAAAGCUGUCAAGAGCCUUCAGACGUAUCAUGGAACUAACAUUUUUAAGUGUAAUGAGGUGUUGGUGAACACAGAGUGUUUGCUGGAGCUCUUCCAGUACUGCUCACUCUGUCAGAUAGAGAGCUGCAUUACCAUUGAGGGCAAUGAAAGGCAGUUUUCAAUUACCCAGGACUGCCAGAGCUGUGGUCACCACAGACAGUGGAGGAGUCACCCCACUCCUGCUGACGAACCUGCGGAGGCCUUAAAUGCGCAGCACAAAGACUCUGAGGGUGCAGCUUCAUGCCCAGAGGCGGAACACACACUAGAGCCUGGGGACGGGGAUAGCAAGGAGGUUGUGGUUCAGAUUGUGUCUUCAGAUAACGAGGGCACUGGACAGAACAGUGAGCAGAUGUUCAUCGAAAAAGAGGGGUCGUAUUUAUCGAGCACUGAAGACGAAUCAAGCGAGCAGGAAGAAGUGGAGAAAAAGAAAAAAGGAAAGAGGAAGUCUAAGAAGCAGGACAGUUCGGAUGAGUGGGAACCACAUUUGGACGAAGCGGCCGCAGACUCCGAUGUAUCCGUGGAUGAAGACAGCACUUUAAUAGAGGAUGGUCAAGGUAAGGUUGUGAUGUGGUGCACAGUCUGCAGGACUGACGCUACGCUCUCCUGUUCCCUCCAUCGCCACAAAAAAGUGUUCGCCUGUGCCCAGUGCGGCGCUGGUGACGACGUCGAGACCCAUCAUUUUGAUAAACUACUUGUUCACUUUGAUGACUUUGCCAGCUUUCAGAAACAUGCUGAAAAGGAGCAUGGAGCCAAACCAUUUCGCAAGCUCUGCCAGGAAUGUGGCAAGCUUAUUUUAGCAGAACCCAAAUCCAGCGGUAGUAAAGAUCAUAUAUGUGAACACAAGACCAAACCUAUCGUCUGUCCAGAGUGUGGGAAAAGAUUCCUUACCGAAGUUGGCCUAAAGAGACAUUUCAGUAAGCUCCAUAAGGACGCUGACCACCCGUGCAAAUACUGUUUGAAGCUCUUCACGAACAGGCCAUCAAAGCUGGAGCAUGAGCAGACCCAUCCGAAGGAGAAACAGCCAUACAGCUGUCCAGACUGUCCAGAAAAGUUCGACAACAUUUACAAACGCAACACCCACCUCAAGCUCCAUAGAGGUCCAUGUAAGUAUGCCUGUGACACUUGUGGGAAGCGCUUCAGGGACAUUAUCAAGCUGAAGAGACAUAAACUCAUUCACUCUGGAGAAAAGCCCUUCAGGUGCCAGGUGUGCGAUCGUUCCUUCAACCAAAUUGGAAAUCUCAGCUCCCACAUGCGUCUCCACACCGGGGAGAAGCCCUUCAUGUGUGAGCAGUGUGGAGAGUGUUUCAAUCACAACGUCAGCCUGAAGAACCACCUGAUGCGAUAUCAUUAUUCUGGAGAUAAACAGUGCCAAAGUGAUGCGGAGAACAGGGCACUGAAUAGAGGUGGAUGUUGAACUUUGGAUAAAGUAUAGCACCUUUAUCAGGAUGCACUCAGCAGAACAAUAGACAAUUCAGCUACUAUGAGGUUUUUUCCAUCUCAUCUUUGAGUUAUCUGUAAUUUUAACACUGGCUCUUGACUGAAUCAAUAGCGAGGGAGCCAUACUCUUUAAAGAGACUGAAUGUGCCAUACCAUGAAACAAAACACUCAACACUCCACUACAUCCAAUCAAACCAGACUAAGUAUGGUCUUUUAGUAAUGAAACAUGCAGUUUGUCAGUCUUCUUUAUGUACUGAUGACGUCCAUUAUAUGCUCAAAGUGUAUUGUGGUGUAGUUGCCUACCCCUAGUCACUGGUGUGAGUGAUUCCAUGCUCAUUCACAAGAUGACAGUAUAGAAUGUUUUGACACUACUUUAUCACACGUCUUGGAACUGUAACUUAUUUUAAAGCUCUUUGAGCAUCUUCAGGCUGUGUGACUGCAAUUAAUUCCCCACUCCAGGUUGGCUUAAUCAUGCAUGUAAAGAAUAAAUGAUGCUGGAAAAGCAUAAAUUGGCCCAAAUUUCAACUUAACCCCUUCAUCUUAAAAAAUGUGUAACGCCUUUCACGUCGCUACGCAACAGUUCUCGAAUUUGUGAGUAUUGAAAAAUGCCGGUGUGUUCUGUAGAUUGUUGUAAAAUCUAUGGUAUUUUUUUGUUUUAUCAAUUGAUUGUACCCAGGCUUUAUCGUAUGGAUUGUGAGAUGCAGAUAAAAUUUGCAUGCAGAUAAAAAUCUGUCUGAACCACCAAAUUGUAAAAGAUUUAUCCAAACCUAUUUAAGAACAAAUGGUUAUGUUUGCUUAUGCAGCCCCCAAUAUGUACAUUUAAAUGACUCCAGGUGGUUGAAAUGAAGGAAUUAAGGCCACACACUGUUUCUUCUGGCAACUUUAAGGCCUUUAGACAGUUUGUGAGAAUGUUUUUUUUGUGCUUAUAUGCAACAGUUCACCAUCUAAGCACAUUAUUCUUAAUCAUUUUCAUUAAAAUUGUUAACUCUU
This is a messenger RNA of Colossoma macropomum (tambaqui), 3140 nucleotides long. RefSeq names its product zinc finger and SCAN domain-containing protein 2-like. Gene Ontology annotation, molecular function: RNA polymerase II transcription regulatory region sequence-specific DNA binding; DNA-binding transcription factor activity, RNA polymerase II-specific. The record is from RefSeq and is a predicted model, not a curated record. NCBI's taxonomy places the organism in Eukaryota, Metazoa, Chordata, Actinopteri, Characiformes, Serrasalmidae. The coding region runs from base 169 to 2127 and encodes 652 amino acids. Gene Ontology annotation, cellular component: nucleus. Gene Ontology annotation, biological process: regulation of transcription by RNA polymerase II. The transcript has 6 exons.